UUUUUCGCACGCCAUGAUAAACAGAACCUGGAGACGAGGGAGCCUAUCCUAUUCACUAAUAACUUCAGCAAGUUUGGAUAAUUGCUUCCAAUGUUGCUCACAAGUGAGGAGUUGAAGGCAGAGUGAGCAUUCAGAAAAGAGAAAACUCGUAUAUCAUGAAAAUCAAUCUUGAAGGAGAGCUUUGAGCCGAACCAAAACAUGGAUGUUCUAUUGAUUUCGCCUUCGUUAAAUGAAUCUAUGGCCUUUUCCAUUCUCAAACCUCAUACUAUCCAACUUCCCCACCUUCCCUUAAACCCCAGAUUGCGCAAUUCAUCGAAUAACACAACCCCUUUCAAGCUUUCUUCUUCCUCCUCGUCUUCCUGUUUCUGUAAGUGUUUCUGUUCUAGAAUAGCGGCAACUUCAGUAACUACUUACACUCCCUUGGCUUCUGCCACCACUGAGAACCGCCACUGGAUAGUAAUCAUGGAAAAGCCUCCACAACGGGUUGAUUCCAAGCAGCAAGUUAUUGAUUAUUAUGUUCAAACUCUGCAAAGAGUUGUUGGCAGUGAGAAAGAGGCUCAAAUGUGUAUUUACCAUGCUUCGUGGGUUACCCACUACGGUUUUUGUUGCGACAUCGAUGAAGAAACUUCUUCCCAGCUCGCUCGUAUACCUGGCGUCAUUUCGGUUAGGCCUGAUCUGGAUUUCAGCUCUCCGGAAAAGGAUUAUAGAUCAUCAAAUGGGUGGGCAGAUAAUUUGUCAAAGCUACAAACUGGGGCCACUUUGUUGUUCCCUGCUGGGAAUUCAAAGCAUUGGCUUGUUCGAAUGCAUAAACCUGGGGUUGGGGUUGUUACGAAGGCUCAGGUUGUGGAUUAUUAUGCUCAAAUUCUAGCCAAAGUCAUGGGAAAUGAGAAGGAUGCACAAAUGUGUAUAUACCAUGUGUCUUGGAAAACCAACUUUGGCUUUUGUUGUGAACUUGAUGAGGAUUGUGCACAACAGCUAACUGGCGUGCCUGGUGUAUUAUCAGUUCAGCCGGAUAAUAAUUUUGAGUCAGAAAUUAAAGAUUAUGCAGGUGUGAACCUUGAAAACAGUUUGAAUGUGCUGAACUCUUCUGAAGCAAGUGAGGCAACUCCUUUGAAAACCAAAAAGCUUUUUGUGACAGGCCUAUCAUUUUAUACAUCUGAGAAAACCUUACGUGCAGCGUUUGAAGGCUUCGGUGAGCUUGUUGAAGUUAAAGUUAUUAUGGAUAAAAUUUCUAAAAGGUCCAAGGGUUAUGCAUUUGUGGAAUACACAACAGAGGAGGCUGCAGCUGCAGCAUUGAAAGAGAUGAAUGGCAAGAUUAUCAAUGGAUGGAUGAUAGUUGUGGAUGUUGCCAAGCCUAGUCCGCAAAAAUAUAAUAGGGGUCGUGCCAGACCUGUGUAGCCUGACAAGCGAAAGCCAUGCCCAUAUGAGCAUGUUUCAGGUAAAUGCUCCUGAGCAGUUAAACUAUAUUUACUGUUACAGACCUCACUGCUUGAGAGUCCAAAACCCAAAACAAGAAAGUAACACGCUGCGAAUGGACUGGCAUCAUAUAAUAGUGUCAACAAUCUUUCACUCUCCAUUUAUGUGCGGUUUGGGAUUAUUUUCAGUCGUUAUGAGCCUUUGAGACGAUAUACCUACCAUUCAAACCUAUUUUCUCUCCCAGUAGAACACAUGCUGCCACGUAAGGUUCCUCCCAUGACGUGAGAUGACAUGACAAGGUUGUAAUUUGGGGGUAGAUUUAGACAUUACACUUCGUUGCUCUUGUUGACAGGAUUUCAAUUGAAAGAAUUCAUCAUUUGUUCGAUUA
Molecule: messenger RNA, 1804 nt
Organism: Prosopis cineraria
Lineage: Eukaryota; Viridiplantae; Streptophyta; Magnoliopsida; Fabales; Fabaceae
Product: organelle RRM domain-containing protein 1, chloroplastic
Exons: 10
Coding region: 199-1398 (399 amino acids)
Biological process (GO): mitochondrial mRNA modification; cytidine to uridine editing
Cellular component (GO): mitochondrion
Molecular function (GO): RNA binding
Source: RefSeq, a predicted model, not a curated record